AUGAACACAAACAUUUUGGGAAACUCCUCAUUUUGUCCUGAUGUCUCUUCUGAAAUCCACUCCAGGACUUUCCUCCAGGUCAUCUUGGUAUGCUACUGCUCCAGAGCAAACAUCUACAACCUCUGUGCACUGUCCGCGGCCUACAUCCUUCACCUGCCCCCCUUUGUUUUUGUUCUCUACCUGGGAAUCAAACAACGCAGAGGACCAAGCUCCACGUCCACAGCUGCAAGUCACUCUGACCUCUUCACCUAUCACUGCAUGGCCAUGCAGCUCACUGAAAUCCUGGGUCUUGCAAUCAUUUUAGUGGGCAGAGUCAGUGGUGCCCCUGUUGUCAUGAGUGUCGGGAUCUACAUCUGGGUUGUAACGAUACCUGGAAAGACUCUCUUUAAUCUCCUGACCUGUUUGGAGCGCUACAUGGCUGUAGUUCACCCCAUCAUCUACCUUGGAGUGACACAGGCCUGCAGGGUCAGGAUUGCCCACAUCAGUAUCAUAUAUGCUUGGGUUUUCAGCUUUGUCUGUCUGGCUCUAGCCUUCCGUGUGGGGUACAACAGUGGCUCAUCCUUGUAUCUCAUCUCUUUGUCUUCCCUCGUGAUAGUCGUCUCUUACUGCAGUGUUUCAGCUCUCUGCGUCCUCAAGCGUCCAGGUCCUGGGGAGGUGGGCGGGAACAACGAGCGAUCAAAGCAGAAGGCUUUCUUCACCAUCAUGGCCAUCACGGGAGUGUUGUUGCUGAGGUUUGGGGGUCACCUGAUUGUCCAAGCGAUUUACUCUGCCGAUACGGUUCCUGAUGUGUGUGCACUGCUGAUAUCUAUAUUCUGGUUGGAUAUGCCCAGCACUUUGGUACUGCCGUUACUUUUCUUAAACCGAUCAGGAAAAUUACAGUUGAGGAAAUCAGGAUGACAGAUGGAUUACCACAGCGGAUCCAUUCAGAUGAUAAACAUUUGAGUCUUAAUUAGAAGUGUGCACAGAUUUGCAUCCCCAGGAUAUAUGUAGCAUGAUUUAGUCCAGUGCACUAAGACAUUAUUAUUAUUAUUUUAUGAUCAUUAUUAAUAUCGUCUUUUUAUAAUUGCUAUCCUGUUUUCUGCUUUCAACACCCUUUUUAUUGCAUUUUCUUUUUCCCACCAAUUUUAUGUUUUUAUUUUGGUCCUCAUGGUCUCAUUUUAUGUUGCAUGGUUCUUGUAUCGUCUGGAUUCUUUAUGACAUAUAAAAAUUGCCUUCAAUUCGGAGGCCUUAUUUUCACUGAACUCUUUGUUUUUAUGUCCUUGUGCUGACGUUCUUGUGCUUAAUUUCUUUUGUCAAGCACUUUGUAAAUCUCUGUUUUUAAAAAGUGCUAUAUAAAGUUAUUAUUAACCCAAACCAGUAUGAGAUCAAACUUUCCAGUCAAGGCAAAGAAUGGACUCUUAAUGAUGUACUAAAUUCAUGUUAGAUUCAUGAUUCAGAUCCACUAUUGACCACAGCAGGGUCACUCACAGAUGGGUAAGCUGGGGUAUGAUUUGUAUAUCAAACUUGUUUUUACGUGUGCUUUGAAUCCUGUAAAUUGUCCAUGUCGUUGGGCCGAUUAAAUGAGCCGUACUCAGAGAUCGCCUCAACAUUUCCACCAGUUUUGAAAAGACUGUUAAUAACCCGUAGCCUUCCAUGUUUCUGUAAAUAGUUAAAUCCAUUUAAGAUCCUAAAUAAAACUGUUUCUUAUAAUUCAGCUGCACAUUGUUGUACCCUACUACUCUGUGUUAGGUAAGAUGUACAUUUUUUACACCAAUGAACUAAUGUGAUGGUGAACAAAGUCUUUCAAAUGUGUUUUAAAUUCUGUAAAUCCAUUGAAAAGAUGGAAAAAGUUUUUAAAAUUCUGAACUUAUGUGUGUAAACUAAUUAAUGAUGUACAGAAAUAUCUGUGUGCAAAUAAAGGAAUAAAUAUAAUCCUUGUCCUUUUGAGUAUGUAUCGCACAUGACCAGCUGAUACAGCUCAGAAAUAUAUUAAUCUACAAUCCUGACACAUUUUCUGCGUCUUUCUUUGGUUGAAAUCCUACAGCUCUAUUUCUGAAUUCAAAAGAAGUGUCAUUCACAUUUUCCUCUCCUGCUAUUUUGCCUUUGGGGUGAAGAAAAUAGUUCUCCUGCAGACCUUCACCAGGUUCUGAGCGCUUAAUUAGCAGCUGCAGUAGAGGACAACACGGAAAAUAAACCUCAACAUUUGGCGAGCCAGCCAGGAGGGCUGUUUGAGUGACCCGGCUGCUGUGGGUUGAAACAAAUUUGCAAAUGCUAAUUUACCAUAAAAAAUACCAUAAACUAUGAGCUUGGAGAUAUGCAAAAUUCUCAUAACUUUAGUAGCACCUGUUCUUCACACACACACACACACACACACACACACACACACACACACACACACACACACACACACACACACACACACACACACACACAAACUAUCUUUAUGUAAAUCUGGUUAUGAAAUUAAACAAGGGUCAGACACCAGUGAUGGUUUAUCGGACAUACAGAUCUCAAAGAAGAUAGAUGAAUAAAAGAAAACUUCGCUGGGGUAGGUCUUUAUUCAAAUGAAAAUGAUAUGAUUGAUUUAAGUUUUAACUCUCAUUUAUACUAUUUGAUAUCUGUACCCUCAAACCUACGUGAUUGUUUUGUCUUUAAUUAUCCUUUGAAACUGUUUACUUAAAGCAGAAUAAUAACAUUUGAUGUUGGUUGAGUGACUUUGUGUCUAAGAAAAUUACUGCAGCUGAAUCCUCGCUCUGCUCUGCUUCAAUCAUUCCUAUUUUGAAUCUUUUGUUUGUGGCUUAUUUGAGUUUCAAGCUCUACACGGAGGGGUGUAUUAGAGACAGCGACGAUCACGACUCUCUUUCUUUGAUGGUUACUGUGCAUGCUUUCAUUGUGUUCACUUGUUUUUAAUGAGCGAGUCUCUUCCUUUCAGCUCCUGAUCAUCAUUGUUGACCUCCGAGACAUGUCCACCAACUCGUUCUUUAACUCGCUCCCCCUUCAUCCUCAAGGCGCAACCAACCACUCCAUAUACGCGUUCCAAUGCCUCACCUACAGAACAAGCCUCUACGCCAUCUCAGCUUUUGCCAUCGCCCAAGUCCUACUCCUUCCUUUCUUCAUUCUGGUCCUCUAUCUCAGUUUCCAGAGACAGUGCUCCGUUUCCACCAAUGCAACAAGUCACUCAGACCUCUUCACCUAUCACUCUGUCGCCAUGCAGCUGAACGACUUCUUGGGGUUCAUGGUGUUCUAUGUAGGCAUGGCCAACAAUGUCCCAGAAAUGGUCCUUACAGGACUGAACUUAAUGCAGAUCCCCUACCUUGGCAAAGCUAUGUUUCAUGUGCUGACCUGUUUGGAGCGCUACCUGGCUGUUGUUCACCCCAUCACCUACCUGAGACUAAAAAGUCCACGCGGGGUCACGAUCAGGAACACCGUCAUUGGAUGUGUAUGGUUAAUAAGCUUUGGAUGGCUGGUUGUUGUGAACCAUUGCAGCACUGAUUUAUUUUUCUGCCUCAAUAUCUUCAUUCUGGUCUUUUUCUUAUUUGUCAUGUCCUUUUGUUGCAUUAUGAUUCUCUGGACCCUGAAAAACCCCGGACCAGGGACAGUGAGGAGGAACAAGGAGCGGGUCGACAAAUCAAAACAACGAGCUUUCUACACCGUUAUUGCUAUAAUGGGGGUGCUGUUGGUGAGGUUUGGCGGGAAUCUGGCAGCCUCUAUCAUUCUGGAUUCAAACCUCAAUUUUGAUAAGUGUAAUAUGUCUCUGGGGUUGGGAUUGUGGCUGGAGCUUCCCAGCACUUUAGUGUUGCCUCUUCUGUUCCUACAUCGAAUCGGAAAAUUACAAUGCUGUACAUACAACACUGAGUCAGGAUGA
Xyrichtys novacula (pearly razorfish) is the source of this 3844-nucleotide messenger RNA. The record is from the annotation of a GenBank genome assembly. Lineage: Eukaryota; Metazoa; Chordata; Actinopteri; Labriformes; Labridae.